CGCCGCGGGCCGGGGCAGCCCCGGCCUCUUUGGGAAACUUCUCGGCAAGUCGGCAUGGGCAGGGGGGCCGGCGCCGCGGCCUCACUGCCGCUGCUGGCGGCGCUCGCCCUGCUGCUGGCCGGAGGCUCGCCCGCUCUGCCGGGAGCGGCCCGCGCUCAGCUCUCCGCAGGGGGAUGUACCUUUGAUGAUGGUCCAGGGCCCUGUGACUACCAUCAAGAUUUGUAUGAUGACUUCGACUGGGUACAUGUCAGUGCUCAAGAGCCUCACUAUUUGCCACCUGAGAUGCCUCAAGGGUCAUAUAUGAUAGUGAUUUCAUCGGACCAUGACCCUGGAGAAAAGACUCGACUUCAGCUUCCAACAAUGAAAGAAAAUGAUACUCACUGUAUCGAUUUCAGUUAUCUUCUGUAUAGCAAGAGUGGAGCAAACCCAGGAACUCUGAACAUCUUGGUUAGGGUGAACAAAGGGCCGCUGGCUAAUCCCAUCUGGAAUGUCACUGGCUCCACUGGCAAAGACUGGCUUCGAGCAGAGCUGGCUGUCAGCACCUUCUGGCCCAAUGAGUAUCAGGUAAUAUUUGAAGCCGAAGUCUCAGAUGGGAGAAAUGGCUACAUUGCCAUUGAUGACAUCCAGGUUCUGAGUUACCCUUGUGAUAAAUCUCCACAUUUCUUGAGGCUGGGGGAUGUAGAGGUCAAUGCAGGGCAGAAUGCUACAUUUCAGUGCAUUGCUACAGGGAGAGAUGCAGUGAAUAACAAGUUAUGGCUCCAGAGAAGAAAUGGGGAAGAUAUACCAGUUGCUCAGACUAAAAAUAUAAAUCACAGAAGAUUUGCUGCUACCUUUAAGUUGCAAGAGGUGACAAAAACUGACCAGGAUUUAUACCGUUGUGUAACUCAAUCAGAGAGAGGUUCUGGAGUGUCAAAUUUCGCUCAACUUAUUGUUCGAGAGCCUCCUCGACCAAUAGCACCUCCACAGUUGCUGGGCGUUGGACCAACAUAUUUGCUAAUUCAGCUCAAUGCAAAUUCAAUUAUUGGUGAUGGACCCAUUAUUCUGAAAGAAGUGGAAUAUCGAAUGACAUCUGGGACCUGGACUGAAACCCAUGCCGUCAAUGCCCCAACCUACAAACUCUGGCACUUGGAUCCGGACACUGAAUAUGAGAUUCGGGUGUUGCUUACCAGACCAGGUGAAGGUGGCACCGGGCAGCCAGGACCACCGCUCAUCACCAGAACCAAGUGUGCAGAACCUAUGAGAACACCUAAAACUUUGAAGAUUGCUGAGAUUCAGGCCAGACACAUUGCAGUGGAUUGGGAAUCUCUGGGUUACAAUAUCACUCGUUGCCACACUUUCAAUGUCACAAUAUGCUACCAUUACUUCUGUGGACGCAACGAGAGCAAAGCAGACUGCUUGGACAUGGACCCCAAAGCACCCCAGCAUGUUGUGGAUCAUCUGCCUCCGUACACAAAUGUCAGCCUCAAAAUGAUCUUAACCAACCCAGAAGGGAGGAAGGAAAGCGAGGAGACCAUUAUCCAGACAGACGAAGAUGUUCCAGGACCUAUACCUGCCAAGUCAGUGAAAGGAACCCCUUUUGAAGAUAAAAUCUUCCUCAACUGGAAGGAACCUGUGGACCCAAAUGGCAUCAUCACUCAGUAUGAGGUGAGCUACAGCAGUAUACGGUCGUUUGAUCCUGCUGUUCCAGUGGCAGGACCUCCACAAACUGUGUCAAAACUGUGGAACAGCACACACCACGUCUUUUCACAUUUACAUCCUGGGACUACUUACCAGUUCUUUUUACGUGCAAGCACUAUCAAGGGGUUUGGGCCAGCAACCACAAUCAAUGUAACAACCAACAUUUCAGCUCCCACUUUACCGGACUAUGAAGGAGUUGAUGCGUCUCUCAAUGAAACUGCUACUACAAUAACUGUGCUCUUGAGACCAGCACAGGCCAAAGGUGCUCCUAUCAGUGCCUACCAGAUCGUUGUUGAGGAGCUGCACCCGCACCGAACGAAGCGAGAGACAGGUGCCAUGGAAUGCUACCAAAUCCCCAUCACCUACCAGACGGCUCUCAGUGGGGGAUCGCCAUAUUACUUUGCUGCUGAGCUGCCCCCUGGAAACCUGCCGGAGCCUGCCCCUUUCACUGUGGGUGACAACAGGACCUACCAGGGUUUCUGGAAUCCACCACUGGCUCCUCGGAAAGGCUACAACAUCUAUUUCCAGGCCAUGAGCAGCGUUGAGAAGGAAACCAAAACUCAGUGUGUUCGAAUAGCUACCAAAGCAGCAGCAACAGAAGAACCUGAGGUGAUUCCAGAUCCAGCAAAGCAGACAGAUCGGGUGGUGAAAAUAGCAGGAAUAAGUGCUGGAAUUCUGGUAUUCAUCCUGCUUCUCCUUGUUGUCGUAUUAAUCGUAAAAAAAAGCAAACUUGCAAAGAAGCGCAAGGAUGCCAUGGGAACCACCCGUCAGGAGAUGACACACAUGGUGAAUGCAAUGGAUAGAAGUUACGCUGACCAGAGCACCUUGCAUGCAGAGGAUCCCCUUUCAAUCACAUUUAUGGACUCUCAUAACUUCAGCCCCAGAUAUGAAAAUCAUAGUGCAACAGCAGAGUCCAGUCGCCUCCUGGAUGUCCCCCGUUACCUAUGUGAAGGCACAGAGUCCCCCUACCAGACCGGGCAGCUGCACCCUGCCAUCAGAGUGGCUGAUCUACUGCAGCACAUUAACCUGAUGAAGACUUCUGACAGCUAUGGAUUUAAAGAGGAGUAUGAGAGUUUCUUUGAGGGGCAGUCAGCUUCUUGGGAUGUCGCUAAGAAGGAUCAAAACAGAGCAAAGAAUCGCUAUGGAAACAUUAUAGCAUAUGACCACUCCAGGGUGAUUUUGCAACCUGUUGAAGAUGAUCCAUCUUCAGAUUACAUUAAUGCCAACUACAUAGAUGGAUAUCAGAGACCAAGUCACUACAUUGCAACCCAAGGUCCAGUUCAUGAGACUGUGUAUGAUUUUUGGAGAAUGAUAUGGCAGGAGCAAUCGGCUUGUGUUGUGAUGGUCACAAACUUAGUGGAAGUUGGAAGAGUCAAGUGUUACAAAUAUUGGCCUGACGACACAGAAGUUUAUGGUGACUUCAAGGUGACUUGUGUAGAGAUGGAGCCCCUGGCAGAGUACGUGGUCAGGACCUUCACUCUUGGAAGGAGAGGCUACAAUGAAAUCCGUGAAGUCAAACAGUUUCAUUUCACUGGCUGGCCAGAUCAUGGAGUUCCUUACAAUGCUACAGGCCUGCUUUCAUUUAUACGAAGAGUCAAAUUAUCUAAUCCUCCUAGUGCAGGACCUAUUGUCGUCCACUGCAGUGCUGGUGCUGGACGCACAGGUUGCUAUAUUGUGAUUGAUAUCAUGCUAGACAUGGCAGAAAGAGAAGGCGUUGUGGAUAUCUACAACUGUGUCAAAGCAUUACGGUCCCGUCGCAUCAACAUGGUACAGACAGAGGAGCAGUACAUCUUUAUUCAUGAUGCCAUUCUAGAAGCUUGCCUGUGUGGGGAAACUGCCAUUCCUGUCUGUGAAUUCAAAGCUGCUUAUUUUGAUAUGAUUAGAAUAGACUCUCAGACAAACUCUUCACAUCUCAAAGAUGAGUUUCAGACCCUGAAUUCUGUUACCCCUCGCCUGCAAGCCGAGGACUGCAGCAUAGCUUGCUUGCCAAGGAACCAUGACAAGAACCGCUUCAUGGAUAUGCUGCCACCUGACAGAUGUCUGCCCUUCUUAAUUACUAUUGAUGGGGAGAGCAGCAACUACAUCAAUGCAGCUCUUAUGGAUAGCUACAGGCAGCCGGCAGCUUUUAUUGUCACGCAACAUCCUUUACCAAACACUGUGAAAGAUUUCUGGAGAUUAGUGUAUGACUAUGGCUGUACUUCUCUUGUGAUGUUAAACGAGGUCGACUUAGCACAGGGCUGCCCACAAUACUGGCCAGAAGAAGGAAUACUGCGUUAUGGUCCCAUUCAAGUGGAAUGCGUGUCUUGUUCAAUGGACUGCGAUGUGAUAAACCGAAUUUUCAGGAUAUGCAAUCUAACAAGACCACAAGAGGGCUAUCUAAUGGUGCAGCAGUUCCAGUAUUUGGGAUGGGCUUCUCACAGAGAUGUACCAGCUUCCAAGAGAUCCUUCUUGAAAUUAAUCCUCCAAGUUGAAAAAUGGCAGGAGGAAUGUGAAGAAGGGGAGGGCCGGACCAUUAUUCAUUGUCUAAACGGUGGUGGCCGGAGUGGGAUGUUCUGUGCCAUCGGCAUUGUGGUUGAGAUGGUAAAAAGGCAGAAUGUGGUUGAUGUUUUCCAUGCUGUGAAGACUUUGAGGAACAGUAAACCCAACAUGGUAGAAACUCCGGAGCAGUAUCGCUUCUGCUAUGAUGUUGCACUGGAGUAUCUGGAAUCCUCUUAGUUGGAAUGGAUGUGACAAAGUUCACCAAAUAUCUGAAUCUCAUUACGCUGUUUUGACAACAGUUCUUGAUCCUGUGAAGAAAGAUUUUAAGGGAAGAGGGGGGAGGGGGGAUUUUAAAUUUUAAAUGCAAAGUAUUUUUCUUAUGAAGUUGUGUAUCUUAAUAAAAGAAUUCAAUCUGUUUCUAUGCUUGUAUACAGUAUCAACAUUUAGUGCCACAUAAAUACUAUUUAAUGAAAACCAGAGUCAGAAGAGAUUUGCGCAAAUUAGGACUUUUCAGUGUUUGUAUAUGCAGCCGUCUCUCAAUUACAGUAGAGCGACCAUCUGUUGCAUGUAUCAAUAUUUCCUAUAUAGUAUUAAUUUUCUUUUUUUUUUUUUUCUUUUGAUACAUUGUUAAAGUACAAUAACAGUGCAGAUUGAUAGUAAGGUUCAUUCUUUAUACGUUUCAAGUGUUGCAUAUAUAUAUUAUAUAUAGUUUAAAAAAAAAAACUGGCUUAUUUUGUUUUAAUGUGCAAUGAUGGCUGGAUCACAUAAAGAUCUUUAUAAAGAAACUUAAACAUAAGCCAAAGACUCAAGUGUAAAUAUGUCUAUAUGGAGAAAGCACAUGUAUUUAUUGUUUACUCGCAUUCCUUUUUUGAUGGCUGAAAAAAAGAAGAAUCAUUUUUCUUGAAGAAAGCUUUUUUUGCUGAAAUCAAGUGUAAACAAUUUUUGUAGUUUAUUUUUUGUAUGUUUAGUGUAAGUAGAAGACAUACUUUUUAUGCAUAGACCAAGAAACAUUGGUAUGGUGGUUUUGUUGUGUACAUGCCUGUGAAUCAGAUCCAUGUAAACAAUUAUAGAAGGUCUUUAACCACAGGACCAAAAUCAAAACAUUUUGCUGAAAAUGUAUAGUUUUUCACAUUUGCAUUAGUUAAAUACUGAUUAAAAUCUGUGGAAGGAAGGGUGCUCAUCAAAUCGACCUUGCCUGUGACUUGCACAUCAUUGGAAGAAAUUUUUAAGCACCGUUAGAGUUCUAAGGGAUCCAAUUGUUUAGAAAGAUACUGAAGCACAGAUCAACAGGAGAACUGUCAAGCAAAUAGGUGGUGGCUCUACAAAUGCCCUUUAGUGCAAAAAGCAUUUGUUUAACAAAUUGUAAAAAUAAGCAAUGUUUAUUUUGAUGUUUACGAACAUGUACGCUUUGCUUCCAAGAAAGCAAAAUUUGAAUAAACCAAAUCCAGAUUCUCAUUAUACUUGUGGUGUACAAAAUAUUACUUUGCUUUUGCUUAGCAUGUAUCUAUUUGUUCAAAAGCUUUCCUAUAUCUCAUCAGCUAAAAUCAUUUCAGUCUCUUGUUGGUCUUUUUUAGAACUGACAGUAAAAUGAUAAGGUGCUUAUAAAUAUUCUGUAAAGUAAGAGCGAAUUAAACUUUUAUUUAAAGAUUAUUUUUUUAUUAUUUCCUAUUUUAGCAAGCUCUCACUGUCCUUGUUAAGGAGUUGUACUUGUGUGAAGAUAGAUAUAUUUGGAUAAAGAAGAUCUCAAAAAGAAAUUGUAUUAUUUUUCACUUCAGCAUUUCAGGGAGUUUUUGAAAAGACUCUAUAUCAUAUGCAUGAAAACCAGUGCAUUAAAGUUUGUUUCUUUACUUGAGGAACAUGGAAUUACCCUUCUAAAACUGUGGCAGAGAAAUGUUUACAGGAAUUUUUUUUCUCAUAUUUUUUCAAAGCUCCUGUCUGUAUUGUUUACAUCUCUACCUGUUCCAGAUCUUUAAAAAAAUCAUUUUCUUUUGUUGUGCAAUGGUAGUUCCUGCCUAUGAAAGUAAACAAAUUGGGUUUGAAAAAGUUCACUGAGUCUCGGUACUCAAAAUUACUCUAUUUUUUGCCAUAUUGGAAAGGAAAUUUUAGUCUUCAUGGAAUGGAAUGAUAAUGUUCUCAACUUUAUCUGUAAGGCCAUGGCACAUGGCUCUCAAAAAGCUUCAUCAAGCUCUCUGCUCUCCCUCUUCUGUGGAGACAACAGAGCAUGUCCACAAACAGAUUCAUCCUGCAUGUUUUAGGUAUUUAAUGGGGUUAAGUGAACUGGGUUCUGGAAGAACCUUCCUCCUUACCCUUAAAGAUUGCUGAGAAAACUAUAUUACUCUAGAAGUCUAGACUAAUGUUUUGACAGAUGAGAUGAGCUGCUCUUAGGGCUGUGGAAUGCAGAAACUAAAUUCCAUACUGAUGGCAGUGAUUUUCUUUAUUUUUUCUCUCCGGACCAAAAAUGUAGCAUUAGGCUGAAUGAAUAGUUAACUUUCAUAGAGAGCUCCUACAUGAGGGAUCAUAGGGUCAGUCCUCACUAGAAGUUCAAACUCCUCGCUAAGCAAUUUGUGUCCUAUUUCCAAGGUGCACCAAGCAAGAAUGGUGCGUGCACAAACAUGAAGCUGGGCUUUGCAGCAUACUUGAGCAGAAUGGUGCCUGCAUGGGAGACCUCAGUCUCCAUCAACUACAAGGUAUUUCAGGUGAUUGUUCUGCAAACUCUGUCUAUGUUGUUUAAGUAUUAUGGAAGUGAGUGUAAUUUCUGACUAACUACAUACCUGACCUGAGGAGCUUUGCAAUAGCUCAUGAAAAACCUGCAGGAAGUUCUUGCUUGUAAGAUUAGGGAAAAGUAAGCAGGGGGAAUGCAGAGUGUGAAAAGCACCUCAGAAAAACCAUUCACCAGUAGGUGUGUCAGUAUCUUGGGGCUUCUUAAGCAGAAUGCAACAUUAUGUAGAAUCACCCAUUUCACACAGGUUUAGAGAGAAUUGGUGCUAUUUUUACAUCGAAAGUAAACAUGAAGUUUGAAUCUUAGUAUGCUCAGUAUAUGCAAGCAGUUACCUCAAUUUAUUUCAUUCAAGAGGUCACUCAGAAAACAGUUGUGUAGUCUAAAUAAGUCCUUGCCUCGCCCAAGGUGCCAGAUUAAGAAACAUCACAGAAAUAUGAAAGUAAACGCUGCUGCGGGAGUAUGGCAUUUCAAUUUUCAAAAUCCGAGAUCUAAAAAUGCCAACAAAGGGAGCAAUGGUAGGCAAGAGUUAUGCCACUGAGCCUACAAAGUGAAUUGAUAUGUUGAAAGACAAGAAAAGGGCAGUCUGAGAAAAAUUGUUGCAGACUCAUUGCGCGGCCAGGCCACCUGGACCGACAAAUGACCACAUAAAGGGCCUUUUUUAAGGUUCAUUCUGCUGCUUUGUCAGAGGAAACCCAGAGAUCUCACAAUAAAUGUAAAAGCUGCUUUUAUAGUGCUCUGCUCUGUGCUGAAAACUAACUCAUUUUCUGCUGUACUUUCCUGUGUCACAUAGAGGUCUGAACUGAGUUAAGUGAUCCUAAUCUCACAAAGGAGCUUUUGUGGUGUUUUAUUGCUGGUGCUCUUCCUUUGUUAAACAGACAAAGGUCUCUAACCUCUGUAGAUCCAGGAUUGUCGAGGAUAGCUGUGAAUAUUCACUUAUGUCUUUACCUCUGGACUUGUAUAUCUGUUAGCAACAGCUCUGUAUACAGAGGAUGGCUUUCAGAAUAUGCAAAGGUUUCGUGUCUUAAAUUUGCCUUCAGAUAAAUGCAGCAAAAACAUUGUAUUUAUGAUUUCUUUUAAUUAGAACAUCCUUUCAAACAGAAAGAAUGGCAAUGUAGUAGUGUUUUUGAAUUAUUUUAAACUUGUGUAAAAGUUGGUGAUAGCUGACAGGCGUGUUAGUUUGCCCCACUUUUCUCAGAAAUUAGUCUGUUUCUAUGCUACUGGGUUUAGAUUCCUAAUUCUGCAAAGAUUGACAUGCAUGAUGACAGGCACAAUAGGA
Messenger RNA from Phasianus colchicus (ring-necked pheasant), 8150 nucleotides. The record is from RefSeq and is a predicted model, not a curated record. Lineage: Eukaryota; Metazoa; Chordata; Aves; Galliformes; Phasianidae.